AUGGCCUUCUUCGCGCUGUUGUCAAGAGUCGUCGACGUUUCUACCGCAACAAUACAGGCCAGGCCAACGCGAGACAACUGUAUAUUCAACACUGGCAUGGUCUUGGUCCCCAACUUGACCAUGAGGACGUACUCCUGGAAUGUCCCACCUGCGCAUACGAAAGGGCAAAUGUGGGCGACUAACGCACAACUGAUAUCGCUUACCAACGGAUGUGAUAUGGGCAUCUAUGCCAAGAUCAGCGACGACUGGUCGUUCUGUGCCCGCGACGAUGACAUCUGGGCCACCUGGAAUUGCUCAUACACAGGCGACCAAGACUAUCCAGCCGACUCAUGGAACGCGAGCGAGCUUGUGGACGACCUGGCGAGGCUCUCGUUGUUGUACGGCAAUCGCUCCCGGUUUACGUGUACAUGGGACGAGCUAGAUAAUACAAGAUUUACCCAGCUUGUGGCGUGGUCAGCUUCUUUGGGCAAUACGACAGGUGUAUUCGACAUCAAAGCCUGUGUCGAUAAGACCGCAGGCGAGAUGGAGACUAAACAGAUGUACUGCAUGUCCUGUAGUCUGAACUCACCGAGCCCAGAGACGAAGGCGAUCAUGAGCAGCUUUUCGCCCUAUAUGACAAUCAAGGAAUGGGCUGAUGUCUGGCAAGGUACCAUGUACCAAGGGUUCAGGUGUUGCGUACCACUUCCUGACGACGACAAACGACAAGGCUGUCUCCUCUAUCCGACGUGGAUCCCAGACUGGCUCAUCGGCCUUAGCAUAGGCUUCGUCACAAUCUGCAUCGCAACGACAAUCUACUACGCCAUCCUACAAUACCAACUCCACCACCACAGCGACAAAGACCUAGUCAAAUACAUGCCCAUCGGACCCUGGGAAUGGAUGGCACAAGCCGUCGUCGAAGCCGAACACACAGACAAUGUUCGCAAGCAAGAUUUGAAGAAAUGGUAUAUCGUGCCCAACGGCCGUGGCGGCGUGCAGAUCGAGCAUCAGCGUCCAGCAGCGGUCAACCAUAAGGGUCGAGGAGAAGACAAGGAUGUUGAGAUGAAGCCACUUACUGCGGAGCAUGAAGAGGAGCCGGCAGUCACGCCACUGGAGCAGCUGAAUAUGGAUGUUCGAGGCAGCAUGUAA
This is a messenger RNA of Recurvomyces mirabilis, 1125 nucleotides long. RefSeq lists its product as uncharacterized. The coding region runs from base 1 to 1125 and encodes 374 amino acids. The transcript has 3 exons. Lineage: Eukaryota; Fungi; Ascomycota; Dothideomycetes; Mycosphaerellales; Teratosphaeriaceae. The record is from RefSeq and is a predicted model, not a curated record.